Molecule: messenger RNA, 513 nt
Organism: Colletotrichum tamarilloi
Lineage: Eukaryota; Fungi; Ascomycota; Sordariomycetes; Glomerellales; Glomerellaceae
Exons: 3
Coding region: 1-513 (170 amino acids)
Source: RefSeq, a predicted model, not a curated record
AUGCCUGUGCCUGUGCCUGUCGCCCGCGCUGUCUCCUCAUCCACCCGCACCACCAAUACGCCGUCUUCCCUGACCAAUACCAGACACCAUCUUAUUCUCGACUGGCCUCGUCCCGACUCCGACCCCUCUUGCGGCUUGCGGCUUGCCUUCUCUUCACACCUCGCAGACUGCCAUACCUACGGAUCCUUCGUACAGACUACAACCGAGUGCUCAAGGCUCAAGCCCAGAGUAGACGACGACGGAUAUACUCCGUACCCCGACCACCCCCUGGCCCCUCCGUCCUGCGCCCACGCGUGGAAACAGCCUGUUAGUGUUGGGGCCGAGAAACGGGAAGACGAGUCCCCUUCAUCCAAGCAAGCAUCCAGCAUCCAAGCAAUCCCAGGUCCAGGUCCUGCUCCCAGCACCAAGUACCCGCGCACCCAAGCACCCAAGCACGAAAAUUGUGCAGAUCUGGCUGGGCCACUGGCUUGCUCGAUUCUCCCUCUUCGCGCGCCGCUCCCUACCUUGCCUUAG